This is a messenger RNA of Dentiscutata erythropus, 184 nucleotides long. The record is from the annotation of a GenBank genome assembly. Lineage: Eukaryota; Fungi; Glomeromycota; Glomeromycetes; Diversisporales; Gigasporaceae.
AUGACGAACGUUCGAGCAGUUUAUGUAUCUCCAACUCAGGAGGGAUCGCCCAAAGAAUUCAGUUGUGCGGUUCCGUCGUUCAACUCUAACGAAAACAAAGAAGCAAUUAAAUCUCUAACUGACGCAAUAUUAUCACUUCAAAAAGAUAUUAAUAAUCACCUUACCUUGCAAUUAAAAGCGAGUG